AUGCUGACUCAACUGAAGAAGGAGUCGCUGUUCAAUGAUGGUGGUCGGAAUGGUAGUGGUGAGAACCAAAAUGAUGAGGAUAUGGAUGUUUUGGAGUCCGAUUUGUUGAAUGAUUUCUUGUUUAAAGCUGGUGAUGGAAGGGCUAGUAAUACAGGUGCAAAUGGUCGUAAGGGAGAAGGUGAAGAAGAGGAUGCGAUUUUCGAUGCUUUUAUCAAUACUGACUCGUUAGAGGGAGCUAGUACGGGGGCUACAUCCGGGGCAUUCCACGGCUUGGGACAGUCUAUGGGGUUCAAUGAAGAGGAUACAAGUUUUCAGGAACCGUCAUUUCUUAUGAGCUCAUCCCAAUUUAACGGACGGAUGAAUGCUAACGAUGGAUUGGUAUCCGACGGGAACUCCAGGUCUCCAACACCUAUCUCGGACUCUACAGGAUAUCACAAACAAUGUCAAGACACAGUUGAAAACUCUUUGGGUUUUGGAAGAAGUGAGGCAUUGCAAACGACGCCCGUGGAUCCUUUAGACUACAUUGAAGUAGAUGAGAAAACACUGCCCUAUAAAUUGACUGUUUCUGGACUGCCAGAAGUUUCGCGUGUCGAAAAUCAGAUUAAACUAACUUUUAAUAUCGAUCCAGCCAUGAAGCGAUGUAUGGUUCAUUUGCCUUCGGACUGUAUUGCAAGACAAAAAUUUUACUUGGAGAAAGAUGUCAAACAGUACCCUCAGGAAUUUCAGGAUCAGUUGAUCUAUGUCGAGGCGUUCUUGUUAUGCGCAAGUACCAAUAAAACCACGUAUGUCUGUGCAAGGUGUGUGAAGCGUGAACAUAGGAGAGCCUCUAGAAGGAAAUCGGGUCUCAGCGAUAACGUCCUCUGGUGUAACAACAACAAUAGAAGAGCGAUCAUCUUCAACAACAAACAAGUUUUCGUCACGAAGGAAACCGAUGAAAAGGACCGUUGUAAAGAAUUUGAUCUUACAGCGAGGAUCGUGUGCUAUUGUAGACAUCAUAAAUCUGCUGAAGGGUUUAAGAUACUAUUUGUGCUAAAGGACUCUAAGGGAGCAAUGCUGGCAAAGAGUUUUACCAAUUCGAUUGUCAUCAUGGAUAAGAAACCUUUGCCAAACUCAGCCAACUCUCCAAUAAUCGCACAAAGUGCUAGUAAUACGGAUUCGGGUUUGGAUACCGCAGCAGAGGUUUUUUCUACAGCAAACUCUAGUGAAGUGCCAACCAACACUUCGGCUAGUGAUCUUAACGGGAAUCAUGAUAUGACGUUCAAUUCGGGAAAAUAUUUUGCAAUGACAGACGUGUCUCCUCUUCAGGUGGAAAACAACAACGGAAGGUUGGCCCUACCGAAUGGACCAAUGCUUUCGCCAACUUCUAUGAGCGAUGGAGGCUCAGAGACACAUGGAUCGGUAGUGGAACAUAGAAGGGACUCACAACAGAUCGGUCCAGGUUCGACUCCAGCUGCAAUGGCCCGAACCGAGAACUAUCAAAGGAAAAGACCACGUAACGAGGUAGUGCCCGACAAUAACAUGAUUACGCGAAGGACAUGGUCUAACUCGUCGUUGUCGAAUUCAAGAAGCUCUUCAAGCUCCCAAAUCAUGACACAACCCUCUUCACAACUGUUGCGAACAAUGCCAGAUUUCCUGUCAGUCCCCAAUCCAAGCCAACCUUCUAUUCAACGUGUAAUUCCUGCGCAGGGUCCUAUCAAUGGUGGCAUAGAGAUCACUUUGCUAGGAACAAAGUUCAAGGAUGGUUUGUUGGUCAAGUUUGGUGAGAAUAUUGCUCUAUCCACUCAGUGCUGGAGCGAUACUACUAUGGUUACGUACUUGCCACCGGCCUCUUGUGCUGGGCAAGUCUUCGUGACAGUUUUGGAUCCUGAAGAUACAAACGCUCUCGAGACUCAUCCAAGUAACAAAUCAAUUUUCACUUACGUCGAUGAUACCGACAGGCAGCUUAUCGAGCUGGCUUUGCAGAUUGUGGGUCUGAAGAUGAACGGUAAAUUGGAGGAUGCUCGUAACAUCGCGAAGAGAAUUGUCGGUAACGAUGAUGGAUCUAGCUCACUGGACACUGCCAACAUAUCACCUGGAAACAGUUCAGGCGCAAACCAAAUGGCCAUGGACAAGUUGAAUACCCAGUCCGAUGAGUUAUUACUCGUGAAGGUUAUGAAAUCACUGCAUGUCAACUCUAACUUAUCGAUGUGUGACAGUUUGGGGCGCACAUUGCUACAUCUCGCAUCUUUGAAAGGCUAUAACAGUUUGUGCUCUACCUUGAUAAGAAACGGAGCCCGCGUGAAUGAUAAGGAUCUAUACGGCUUCACGCCUCUACAUUUCGCAUGCAUCGGUGGUGAUAUCAAAGUCAUUCGCUUACUGAUUGAAUGCAGGGCUGAUGCUUCGAUAAAGGCCUGCAACUCGGUUACUGCAAAAGAGCUAUUCAUGUGCAAUCACGGUCACAAAGUGACUGUUAGCCACUACUUCCAGGAAGUCGCAGAUCUCUUAGACGAUGUUGUCUCUCCAGAUAUGUUCAACGCUUCCAACAGAAAACUUUCGGAUUCAAGCUUCCAUUCUAGUGUAUUUGAGAAUGAGUCUCUCUGCUCGUUAGACAACGGUAAUAUGGCUCUCGGUACAAGGAGGGACGAAGAUCAUUCUGACUACGGUGAAAGUGAUUUUGAGGAAGAUGGAGAUGAAAGCUUGCUGACAGGUGAUGAGCCAGCAAUCGACAGUGAAAGUGCCGAAACUCAUCCGAGCCAUGAAGUUGGCCGUACCAAUUCAAUGGACAACUCGUUGCUGAACCGUAUGCUGCACUACCUGAACGAUGAUCUUCCCAAGUAUGAAGAUCUGUUCCCUGGAUUACACGAAAAUAGGGGAAGUAAACUACUCCCUAUUGAACUCGAGACUCACAGUGAGGAAGUUCGGAACACGUCUUUCACUGCUGAGGAGUCUCAAACUUCUUCAGAAGACGAAGAAGAUGCAUUGCAACUGAAAUUCAAUAGGUUCUUCCAACAAAGACAGAACUUUCAAAAUGACAAAAUGUUGCUAUUUUUUUGGCUACCACUUACAAUCGUGCUGUUAACGUGGUACGGUUUUUACAAAUUCGGACAGGAGGACGAUGUCGUUCACUACUUUACCAAAAUGGCCUCCGAAUACUUACGAGUAAUAUUUGCUAAAAUUUUGCUAGGAAAUGAGAGAAUGAAGACCGCAUUUAAGGAACAAUUGACACUAUUCCAGAAUACUGGUAUCUUAAAUGAUUUCAUAGUCGCUUGA
This is a messenger RNA of Torulaspora delbrueckii, 3249 nucleotides long. RefSeq lists its product as uncharacterized. The record is from RefSeq and is a predicted model, not a curated record. Lineage: Eukaryota; Fungi; Ascomycota; Saccharomycetes; Saccharomycetales; Saccharomycetaceae. The coding region runs from base 1 to 3249 and encodes 1082 amino acids. The transcript has a single exon. Gene Ontology annotation, molecular function: protein binding.